Argiope bruennichi is the source of this 4653-nucleotide messenger RNA. RefSeq names its product cell adhesion molecule Dscam2-like. The transcript is spliced from 26 exons. Lineage: Eukaryota; Metazoa; Arthropoda; Arachnida; Araneae; Araneidae. The record is from RefSeq and is a predicted model, not a curated record. The coding region runs from base 110 to 4567 and encodes 1485 amino acids. Gene Ontology annotation, molecular function: protein binding.
UAAAUAAGUGAUUGUGAAUUGUGAUAGUGAUAUGGAUAUCACAAGUGAUUAAAUAACUACAGAUAAAAAUUGAAAAAAACUUUUUGAAGUGUGUGGACUGUCCAAAAAAAUGUUGGUCGUAAUUUAUGCCCUAUUCAUCAUUUUUGCUAGACAAGGUGUUUGUGAUUCAGCUAGGAAAGAUGCCAGAGGUCCCAUUUUCCGAAACGAACCUCCUUCCAGAAUUGAGUUUUCCAACAGCAGCGGUACAGAGAUCAGAUGCAAUGCAGAUGGCAUACCGACACCAACGAUCUCAUGGCAGACCAAAGAUGGUACCAUUAGUAGAGACAUGCCGGGGCUGCGACACAUGCGAUCAGAUGGUACACUAGUUUUCCCGCCUUUUUCGAAAUCCGAUUACAGGCAGGAAGUGCAUGAUACGGUGUAUCAAUGUGUGGCAUCCAAUAAUGUUGGGAUCAUACUUAGUAGAGAAGUUCAUGUCAGAGGAGUGAUGAAGCAGCAUUUCACUCCUCAAGUGUUUGAUGACUUCGUUGUAAAAGGGAAUACUGCAGUGCUAAAAUGCCACUUGCCAUCUUUCGUCAGAGAAUACGUUGUGAUUGAUUCUUGGAUCCGAAAUGAUGGACAUAUUUUGAAGAUAACAGAAAACAAAGCUCGAUCGUACACCGUUUUGAGAUCCGGCGAGCUCUUGAUUCACGAAAUCCAGGAGAAGGAUUCCAAUUGGAGUUACCGCUGUCAGACGAGACAUAGGCUCACCGGGGAAAUGGUGACAAGUGUUAGCUCUGGAAAAAUAGUUGUCACAGAAUCCCAUGCGUCAACCCUUCCCAGAAUCACCUUCCACCAGGCCCAGGUACGAUAUGAAGAAGGGUUUCCCGCUCAAUUACCGUGUGUGGCUCAAGGAAAUCCACCCCCGACUUACAGAUGGAUGAAAGAAGGAUCAAAUGGUAUUUUGAAGCCGGUGAAAGAAGAUGCUCGCAUCUGGAUCAGUCAAGGAACUCUCAACAUAAAGAAAGUCUUUCAUUCGGAUGGUAGCAAAUACCAGUGCAUUGCUCGUAACAGCAUAGGAGAACGACGGAUAGAAAGCGCUUUGAUUGUUUCAGCUCCUUUACUAGUACAUCUCCGGCCUCCAUAUCAAGCACUAAACAUAGGACAGGAGGCGACAUUCAAUUGUAACGUCACUGGUUACCCAGUACAUACGGUCACUUGGAAAAAAGAUCAACGUCAGAUUCCCCCUUCUAGUCGAGUAAGGCUGCUCUCACGUGAUGUGCUUCACAUAUCCUCGGUGCGCAGAGAAGAUAGGGGAAUGUAUCAGUGUUUCGUUUUCAAUGAUCAAGAAGGAGCUCAAGGAACUGGAGAGCUAAAAAUAUCAGAUGUUGCUCCUACUUUCAUAUCAGUAUUCUCGGAACACACAGUCCAUCCUGGGGAUUCGAUAUCAUUAAAAUGCAUCUCUACCGGCAAUCCAAUCCCAAGUGUUACGUGGUAUCUAGAUGACUCAAUUUUGGGUCAGAAUCCACGAAUAAUAGCUGGUGACUACGCCAGUGACAUUGGCCACGUUACCAGCUUUUUGAAUAUCACUGACAUCCUGGUUGAAGACAGUGGGGAGUACCAGUGUCAUGUGACAAAUGAUGUCGGUUCUGUGUACCACUCCAACAGACUGAAUGUCUAUGGUCCUCCUUUUAUAAGACGCAUGAAGAACAUAACAGCCAUAUCUGGUGAAGAUCUGGUAUUGAGGUGUCCAUAUGGUGGACAUCCAGUCAAAGGAAUACGAUGGCUGAAAGGCGUUGCUUAUCUUCCACUCAACCACCGUCAAAAGAUCAGCCACGGGGGUAGUCUGACUAUACAGAGUGUGGAGCGCAAGGGGGAUGAGGGCGAAUACAGUUGUAUGGCAAGGGAUGACAAAGGAGAGACUGCCACUGCAUCAACACAUGUAUCAGUCGUGGUGUCACCGGUCAUAGACCCCCACUUCUUUCGAGAUAGUGUAGUUACAGAUGAAGGAUUACGUGCUAAAUUCAUGUGUCUUGUCGUGAAAGGAGACCCGCCUCUUCGCUUUCAUUGGUUGAAAAACGGAUUACCUUUCAUUGCUCACGGUGACACGACGGUCCAGACUUUCGAUGAUUCGUCAAUUCUAACUUUCAAAAAAGUGUCGUCCAGUGACAGAGGACAUUAUACGUGCGUCGCAUCCAACAUGGCAUCUUCCACUAAUAUGACGACACAACUCGUAGUAAAUGUGCCUCCACAAUGGACAGUGGAGCCACAAAACAUUUCUGUGGUUCUUGGUAAUACCGUUUGGAUGGACUGCGCUGCUGUAGGAUUUCCUGCCCCAAAUAUUUUGUGGAAGAAAAUGAUAUACACUGAGAGCACAGCUGGUGAUUUUACCUACGUUCAUUCCGGCCCACGCGCUCAUCGUUACAACAAUGGGACGCUGGUUCUAUCUGACGUGGAAGAAAAUGAUUCUGGCUCUUAUUUGUGUCAAGCAAGCAAUGGCAUUGGAUCAGGCCUGAGCAAAAUUAUUGGCCUGAAAGUUUUAGUGCCCCCACGAUUCAAGGACCCCUAUCAAAGCAAAACAGUAACUGAAGGGACCAACAUCAGUAUAGCAUGCAGUACUGUAGGCGAUCCUCCAAUUGUUAUAAAGUGGAUGAAGAACAAAUCGAUACUGGAAGCUAAGACCAAUCAAAGAUAUACAAUUGAGGAGAUAUCUACAAAUACGCUCACACAGUCGGAGCUCCAGGUAUUAAAUGCAUCUAGGGAGGACACAGGAAUUUAUACUUGCUCUGCAACAAGCGAUAUUGGUGCCGAUGAAGCUGUAAUAAAGCUCAUUGUGCAAGGAAUACCUGAUCCACCCUCCAAUGUAACCGUGAUGAACAUAACGAGCAGGUCCUUCACCUUGCAUUGGGAAAUUUUGGACAAUGGAAACAGUCACAUUACAGGAAGUAUAGUCCAAUACCAGACCCAUACAGUAGACAAAGACUGGGAUGGCCAAACGUCUCAGCUAAUUGUUUCCAGUGCCGAGACCGUUGCCACUUUGCGUGGAUUAACUCCCGUUACGAUUUAUUAUGCUCGAAUCAUAGCUGAAAAUGCAUUGGGUAAAAGCAAACCCAGCGAAGUUAUUGAAGUGACAACAAAAGAAGAAGUUCCAUCUGGAAGUCCCACGGAGGUGCACGUACAUUCAACGGGUGCUCAGUCAAUGAAAGUGAUGUGGAAAGCCCCUCCUGAAGAAACAAGAAAUGGUGACAUCAAAGGUUAUUAUGUUGGAUACAAAAUGUCAUCAGGAGAGGAUAAAUAUACUUUCAAAAAAGUUGAAAAAUCCACUUCCGAACAGCAGUCCACGUAUAUUACCGGUUUACAGCCUUUCACGGAAUAUGAUAUCAUAAUCAAAGCUUACAAUUCUGCUGGCGCUGGCCCUGAAUCUCCGCCAAUAAUGGGAAAGACUUUAGAAACAGCUCCACCAACUUCUCCAAUAGUUCAGGUUUUAACAACAACCUCUUCUUCAAUUGAAUUUAGAUGGGAAAAAGACCCCAAGGAUAAGUCAGCUAUCACAGAAUAUAUGCUCCACUAUAAACCAGACAAUGGAGAUUGGGAAAAGUUGCGAUUAAAUAAGAAGCAAGAUCAUUAUUCUUUAGAUGGAUUAAAAUGUGGCACCAGGUAUCACUUAUACAUGACUGCUUCUAACAGCUUAGGAACCGGUGAACCAAGUGAACAAGUGACAGCCAGAACACUUGGAGCGGCUCCUAUGUCAGCUCAUGAGUCAUCUUUUCUACUACCAAACAUGACAUCAGUCACUUUGAACUUAGUUGCCUGGCAAAGUGGCGGAUGCCCAAUUAAGCAUUUUGUUGUCCAGUAUCGACCAAAUUACUUGAACACGUGGACUACCCUCACUGACCGACUGGACAUGCCUAGGGACACAUAUGUUAUUAGAAAUCUAGCUCCUGAUAGAGAUUAUGUUAUAUUGGUAACAGCUCAUAGCGAUGCUGGACUUACACAAGCUGAAUAUUUAGUGAGAACACUGCCUGUGGCAAUAAUAGUACCAACAUCCUCGCCAGCGUUUGGAAAGAGAGAAACAGAUUUACCAUUUUACAAAAACGUCAACCUAAUCAUCCCCGUUGUCGUGUCAUCAUUAGUUCUCAUUAUAGUUAUAUUUACUGUGGUUGUGUGCCUCCGCAAGCAUUCAGAAGACAGAGAGGAAAGAUUAGAUUAUGAAAAUAGGAAAGAUGGCAUAAUGAUGAAGGAUUUAAACAAACAAAUGAACAUGAAACCAGCCGAGCCUUCGCAUUACACGUGUCCAGCAGGUAAAAAGGGUGAAUACACAGAGCCCUACACUUACAUAGAUACAGUUUCACCUAGGCAGGCAUCAGAUGAGCUCUUUGCUACAAUUAAACGUUGUCCCACCAGACCAAUCUAUGUAUCGGGAUCUUAUAACAAGGGAAUUUCUCAAUCUCACGAGGGCAGUUUCCAAUGCCCACCAGAAGAUGGCGCUACUGAACAAAAAGUCCCAAAUAAGAAAAACAGUGAUCUUGCAGACACCAAUAAAUGGUGCAAGAGCAGUCAAUCCAACAUUGGCCACAACCCUAUACGAUGACAAAUUUUAUUGAUGUUUUCACCAUUUCAUGUAAACAGUUUUCAUUGGAAUUUUAACAUUCGUUGGAUAUGUGUGAAAAACCGUGC